Messenger RNA from Anopheles maculipalpis, 1166 nucleotides. RefSeq names its product dynein axonemal assembly factor 10 (gene Wdr92). The transcript has 2 exons. Gene Ontology annotation, molecular function: ubiquitin binding. NCBI's taxonomy places the organism in Eukaryota, Metazoa, Arthropoda, Insecta, Diptera, Culicidae. Bases 50 to 1159 code for a protein of 369 amino acids. The record is from RefSeq and is a predicted model, not a curated record.
CAACCAUUUUGUGCCCAGUUAGUAUGGACAGCACUCCACCUCCGCAGCAAUGGAUUCCGUUCAGAUGAUAUCGCACAUCGAAAAAUCGCUCAACUACUCGGUGUAUGACGUAAAAUGGAUACCCUGUACGGCCAAGUUUGUGACCGUAGGUUCACAUCCAAAAGGCACGGGAACGGUACAAAUUUACGAGCUGAAUCGUGGCACGCUGGAUCUAGUGCGGGAGACGGAAAAGCAAGUUUCACUAAAAUGUUGCUCAUUUGGUGCUUCACGGUUACGGGCCGAACAUCUUGCGGUGGGUGAUUUCGCCGGCAAGCUUGCUGUGUACGAUCUUGAACGGUUAGAUGCGCCCGUGUAUGAAGCGACCGGUCACGAGGGAAUCAUCAACACGCUCGACGCUAUCGGCGGCUCGACGGUGAACUGUGGUGCGCCGGAAAUUGUUACCGGUGGGCGGGACGGUUCGGUGAAAGUGUGGGAUCCACGGCAGCCGAACGAUCCAGUAGCGAACAUUUGCCCGGCGGGUAAUUCUUCGUCCCUGCGACGAGAUUGUUGGGCGGUUGGGUUCGGCGACUCGUACAAUCCGGUAGAGCGAGUGAUUUGCUCCGGGUAUGACAACGGUGACCUUAAGCUAAUCGAUCUACGGAAUCUGCAGCUGCGCUGGGAAACGAACGUCAAGAAUGGUAUCUGUUCGGUGGAGUUCGAUCGGAAGGAUAUACGUAUGAACAAGCUGGCGGUAACAACGCUCGAAGGUGGCUUGCACGUGUACGAUAUGAGGACGCAGAAUCCCAAGAAUGGGUUUGCAUCGGUGAAGGAGAAAACUGUUGGCCAAUCGCUCGGCACGAAUGGUGUGAUUAGUGCGGCAAAGUCAACCGUCUGGACGGUGAAGCAUCUGCCGCAGAAUAGGGACAUUUUUGUUACCGGUGGUGGAUCGGGCAAUGUUCGCCUCUGGCUCUAUCAUUAUCCAGAAAAGCGGUCCAAAACGUUAACGGAUGGAGAAGAGGAGGGUGUUGCCGGUACGCUGGAAAUGCUGCACGCAACCACGCUUUCCACCCAACCCGUACAUACGUUUGACUGGAGCCCGGAUCGACAAGGUUUGGCCGUGUGUGGAUCGUUCGAUCAGACCGUGCGUGUAUUGAUUACUACCAAUUUAAACCUACAUUAAAUUUUAC